UUUGAAUCAAUUCAUACAUCAGGCUAUGUGUCUGUGUGUGUGAGAGUCUGUCAGUGGUUUAUCGGUUUUUAUUGUUUCGGGGUUACGUUCAUAUUAAUAAUAAAAGUACUAUUUGCAGUUUUUUAACAUAAUAGACAGAUGUACAAUUAAACAUUCCAAGGCUAAUUUUGUACUAUAACUUCGCAAUACAAAUAGUUGACAUCAUGUCUAGAAAUGUAAUAAAACUAGAUGCAAAAAAAGUUAAUUCUGAACUUUUUACAUUAACGUACGGAGCUCUUGUGUCUCAAUUAUUAAAAGAUUAUGAAAAUGUAGAGGAUGUGAAUAAGCAAUUAGAAAGAAUGGGAUACAACAUGGGUAUUCGAUUAAUAGAAGAUUUUUUGGCACGUACUGGAUCUGGAAGGUGUUAUGAUUUCAAGGACACCGCAGAAAAGAUCCAAAGUGGAUUCAAAAUAUUUUUAGGAAUCACUCCGAGCAUAACUAAUUGGAGUGUUGCUGGUGACGAGUUCAGUUUGUGUUUUGAAACAAAUCCUAUGUCUGAAUUUGUAGAAUUACCAGAUCAUUGUUUGAGCUUGAAAUAUUGUAAUUUAUUACCAGGAGUAUUGAGGGGUGCUUGUGAAAUGGUACAAAUGGAAAUAGCUUCUUGGUUUGUGCAAGAUCAGUUAAAAAAUGAUAGUGUCACUGAACUAAGAGUUAAAUUUAUCAAACGAUUAGAAGAUGCUAUACCAGCUGGUGAAGAUUAGAAUUAAAUAAAUUUGUUGAAAUUAUUUUUAGAACUUAUGAAUUAGUUAUAUGUUGUAGUCACAAAAAUGAUUCAAGAUAAACUGUAACGGAAAUAGUAAUUUUAUAUUGAAUAUCAAAUUAUUACAAAAGAAAAA
This is a messenger RNA of Trichogramma pretiosum, 875 nucleotides long. It is a transcript of the gene Bet3, whose product is annotated as trafficking protein particle complex subunit 3-like. Gene Ontology annotation, cellular component: cytosol; cis-Golgi network membrane; TRAPP complex. Bases 204 to 740 code for a protein of 178 amino acids. NCBI's taxonomy places the organism in Eukaryota, Metazoa, Arthropoda, Insecta, Hymenoptera, Trichogrammatidae. The transcript has 2 exons. Gene Ontology annotation, biological process: intra-Golgi vesicle-mediated transport; endoplasmic reticulum to Golgi vesicle-mediated transport. The record is from RefSeq and is a predicted model, not a curated record.